Molecule: messenger RNA, 915 nt
Organism: Pseudozyma flocculosa PF-1
Lineage: Eukaryota; Fungi; Basidiomycota; Ustilaginomycetes; Ustilaginales; Ustilaginaceae
Exons: 2
Coding region: 1-915 (304 amino acids)
Source: RefSeq, a predicted model, not a curated record
AUGCUGUCUGAGCGCGAGCUUCUGCUUGAGCUGGUCAAGCAGGGCAACAGGACUCUGAGCAUGAUUGAGGAUCUCCAGCACGAUGCUGAAGAGAGUAAGGCCGCCGACAUGCGCCAAGAUGCCCAGCUCGCCCAGCUCGUCGCGACUGCCAAGCGCAACGCCCAGGAUCUUGCCGACCUUUGCUUUGAGGUCGCCAACCUGGCUGAGGCCGGCGCCGGCUUGUCGCUGUCAAAGCAAGCUGCUCCUCACAUCCCUGGCGAGACCAAGAGGGCCUUCACCAAGGUGCUGCGGCAUAUCAUGGGCGUGACGGAGGGCACAAUUCCUCUCUACAAGCCCUUUGAACCCGAGCACUUCACCUUGAGCCACAACGUUGCUCUGUUCGAACACAUUAGGGACAAGCUGAAAAAUGAGCCUUUCACCCUUAUGCCUCUUUGCAUCGACUGGCAGACUUACGAGUACAACGACGAGAUCAAGGACGCGCUUGUGGAGUGGGCAGGCGAGCGGAUCGAUGGCCACUGUCGCGAGUAUGGCGUGGCGGACAACAUCCCGCUCAACGUGAUCAAGGAGGGACGCCGCUUUUCGAUGCGCAGCCACCGCCGUCAUUCUAGGGCAGACCCGAAGAAGGCAGCAAAGGAGAAGAAGCGUCAGAACCUGGUCAAGUACAAGCAGCGGCGCAAGGACCUGUCGAUCACCAGGAAGGAGGCGAUCAAGCAGAUGAUCGACCACGACCCAAAGGACGACCCGCGCAAGGACUCGCUUCAGCAGGACAUUGUCAGCGACGAGCUCUCUGUCAACGACGAUGACGCUGGCAGCAACGCUGAUGACGAGGAGGAUGGAGAGGCAGGAGAGGGCUUGAGUCAUCCAGUUGCCCGCCUGGGGCAGCAAGGAGCGCGCGGAGACAAUGGCCAAGUGUGA